ACCGCGCCACGCCCCGCCACGCCUCGCGUCACCCGCCGCGGCGCGCCGUGGGCGACACCAUGGGGUACGACGUCUUCGUCGGCGUCCUCGAGGACCGGGUGGCGCCCCCUCCGCUCGGCCGCCCGAGCAUCUGACGGCGUGCUCGCCAGGGCGUUCCCUUCGGCGUGCUUCCCGACGACGGCGCCGGCCUCCAAGUCCAAGCCCCGGGCCGGCAUGCCAUUGCUCCGCUCGGCUAGCGUGACGUCGACGUUCUCUGCCUUCUGAAGGAGCGAAACGACCGUGCAAGCCAUAGCGCCGCGACGAGCGCCCUGAAGAAGAAGAAGGUUCGGUCAAGUUGUUUUGUUUCCCAAGAUUUUAUCAUCCUUUUCGGGGCCGACGAGCCGUCGCUAGCUCAUCCGACGAGUGCAGAGGAGCGUGCCUGCCAUGAGAGAGAGGCCUCGGUGCCCCCAGAAUGAGGUGCAGCUAUUCCAUCACCACUCUGCUCAGCUUCUUCUUUCUGCACUUGGCGACGGGCAAGGAGCUGUACGAGCUCGAGACCGACUACAACAGGAAUCUACCUCCAGGAAAAGACACCGAAGUUUCGAUCUCCCUGUUCAUCAACAGAGUCUCCGGCGUCGACGAGAACAGAGAGGAGAUCUCGCUGGACGUGUUCCUGCAGGUCUACUGGGAGGACCCGCGCGUGCACAUCUGCUGCAACCACUCGGUGGUGGAGCUGACAUGGACGCAGCAGCAGCCCAAGUUCUGGGUGCCGGACCUCUACAUCCGUCAGCUGCGGGAGAUGAAGGUGCUGUCGCUGUUCCAGGAGAUGACGUCCGUGCGCCUGUACAGCAACUCCACCAUGCGCGUGUCCAUAGGUGCCACUGUCAUCAUCAAAUGCGACAUGGAUUUCGUCCUGUACCCGCUCGACAUUCAAAAGUGCGCGGUAGACUUCAGCAGUUACAAGUACACAAUGGAGGCUAUGAAAUUCAAGUGGAAGGACGACCCGCCGCUCAGCUUCCCCAGCGACUUUGGAGAUGACGGCUACCGACUCGCCAAGUACGUCGUGUCCUUCAGCACAGAGAAGAACAUGCAGGUCAUCUUCUACGGGGAAGGGAACCACUCGACGGCGAGGAUGCUCAUCACCAUGAGCCGAGAGAUCCGGUCGCACCUGCUGGAGAGCUACCUGCCCAGCACGCUGUUCGUCAUUAUGUCCUGGGGCAGCUUCGUCGUCAUCCCGGAGAUCGUGCCCGGGCGCAUGGUGCUGCUGGUCACCACUCUCCUGUCCCUCGUCACCAUGUUCGACACCGUCAGAAACAACUCUCCGAACGCGCUGGAGCUCAAGUGCAUCGAGGUCUGGCUCAUCUCGUGCACGCUGUUUGUCUUCUUCGCGCUGCUCGAGUACUUCGUCGUGCUGUUCGGCAUCCGCUACGACAAGCACUGGCGCCACAAGAAGCGCGACCUGGAGCGCCAGCAGCAGCUGCAGCAGGCGCAGCAACAGCAGCAGCAGCAGAUCCAGCAGAUAGCCCAGGUGUGGGCGGGCGACCGCGUCAAGCUGCCGCCGCUCGCGCACCACCGGCGCUCCAACAGCAACUCCACGGCCUCGAUGGCCGCCAACAACAUCGGCAUGUCCUCGCUGAACGACGCGCCUCCCCCGGGCCCCGCCGCCGCCCCGCCGCUCGCCGCCACGCCGCGGCUGCUGCAGGGCUCCAGCAAGGUGUCGCCGCACGCCGACCUCCCCAGGCACCGCGGGGACAAGCACGAGCCCGGGUUGCCGGCUGGGGAGAGCGCGGACUCCGACGGGCCCCGGAGACGUUUCCGCAUGGUUGCCGAGUACGUGAUCCUGUACUGCGGCAGCCAACGUGGCAUGCUGGACCAGGUGUCUCUUGCGCUCUUCCCCUUCUGCUUCAUUCUCUUCACCACCGUCUACUGGAUCUCCUACGUCAACGAGUCACAGCGGCAGAGAAACUCCAACUAACCGUGACCGAACUGCUACUGGGCCUUCCCUAGCAUGUGCCAUAUGACCAUGCCCUGACUUUUAUUGGCAGUUUUCAGUCCAGUUUCUCACGUCCACCUUUGUGAAUACUUCUUUUUUUCCCUCCCCUUUCUUCCAUUUCAACUUACAAGUAUAGGACUCCGUCAAAGUUGGGCUGCACGUAUUCUUGUCUUUGAAGAGGAGCCCUGCUGGAGCCCACAGCCCACUCUUCCUCAUGGUUAUACCAUUACACUGUGAUUAAGGUAAUUUUGAGCUGGUUAAGCUUGUUAAUUUUGAAAUUUUCCAUUUACAAAAUCCCAUAUUUCCUGUGUGUUGAACCACAAUGUCAUCAUUAAACAAAUAUUCCAUACCCACUUUGGUUUUUGGUAGCAGGCCCUUGAACUUGCUUAGUGCACGGGUUUAAGCGGAUUUAGUAAACUGAACCAACAACCUCUUCUGAGUUAUGACCAUUUUUUAUUCAUUCUUUUAGAACUUUUUCUUAUGACUGGUUUAGGUAAUUUUUCAGUCAAAUAUUUAUAACAUAUUUAUGCUAAAGCCCUUGAUGCUAUCACAUGCAAAACAUUCUUCUACUGCUUAAGCCCAAACUAAAUCACUUCAUUAGCUGGAUUGUUUCCAUAUAAAAUAAAAUUUAUUGGCCCCAACUUUUGGAGACUGACAUUUUGAUUUGCACAAGACUUAAAAUUACUUCAUGUGCUUAAGCAUGUAAAUAAAAAUACAUAAAUUAGGUAAGUAGCUAGAUUUCUAUUAAGUGUCUUUAUUAUCCUAGACAUUUUUAACACUGUUACAUUUAAUAAAAUAAAUGCAUCACAUUUAUACCAGAGAA
This is a messenger RNA of Frankliniella occidentalis (western flower thrips), 2795 nucleotides long. Its product is annotated as glycine receptor subunit alpha-4-like. The record is from RefSeq and is a predicted model, not a curated record. NCBI's taxonomy places the organism in Eukaryota, Metazoa, Arthropoda, Insecta, Thysanoptera, Thripidae. Gene Ontology annotation, molecular function: chloride channel activity; extracellular ligand-gated monoatomic ion channel activity; neurotransmitter receptor activity. Gene Ontology annotation, biological process: nervous system process; regulation of membrane potential; signal transduction. The transcript has 10 exons. Bases 452 to 1954 code for a protein of 500 amino acids. Gene Ontology annotation, cellular component: synapse; neuron projection; membrane.